CACACCAAACACUCAAUUCAUUUCGUUCAGAAAAUAAAUUACCUCCUGGCUUCCUGCUUCCUCAGUCAAUCUUGUCCAUAUCGACUUUCCGAAAUGGCGAAAAGUAUCCGUUCAAGUACCAAAAAGAGAAACCACGCCAAACUGCGAAGCACAGUCUUUGGUCCUGUCGCCGAUGCACGAACAGAGAGACUUUCGGCCAAAUUACAAGAGCUCGCAGCGCAACCUCUUAAGAUUGAGACCAGCAAGGAUUCUUCCGAAGAAAAUACCAAGACAGAAGCUGGGGUGGAAGAUGAGAGCGACAAAAUGGUUAUUGACGAGUCAGCUGCUACAAAAUCAAGUUCUACAAAGCAACGAUCGAAUCGCGUCAGGAAGCAGAUCAAGCGGAAGCCCCGCAAUAAGAUGGUUUUUUCCAAACCACACCAGGGGAAACAACAGCGAAAAACUCAAAAGAAGAAUUAG
Talaromyces stipitatus ATCC 10500 is the source of this 459-nucleotide messenger RNA. RefSeq lists its product as uncharacterized. Bases 94 to 459 code for a protein of 121 amino acids. The transcript has 2 exons. The record is from RefSeq and is a predicted model, not a curated record. Gene Ontology annotation, cellular component: preribosome, large subunit precursor. NCBI's taxonomy places the organism in Eukaryota, Fungi, Ascomycota, Eurotiomycetes, Eurotiales, Trichocomaceae.